Molecule: messenger RNA, 1878 nt
Organism: Scophthalmus maximus (turbot)
Lineage: Eukaryota; Metazoa; Chordata; Actinopteri; Pleuronectiformes; Scophthalmidae
Gene: c19h5orf34
Product: chromosome 19 C5orf34 homolog
Exons: 11
Coding region: 121-1614 (497 amino acids)
Source: RefSeq, a predicted model, not a curated record
UCUCCCUCCCGCCGAGCGCGCCAACAACUAACGUCUCCAUGUGAUGACGUCGAGCGACGCGUCACAGUGUUUUGAGUUUCAAGCGCCUUUACCCCGGGAACGGUUGAUCGAUCCCAUUUGAUGAUGGAAACCGACUUCAUUGUCAGCUUGAUGAUCAUGUAUGAGGACGAGUCGGUGGAUGUUCGCUACUCGAACGGAUCCCAGUUGCAACUGUCGUCGUGCGGAGGUGAAUUCCUGCUGGUGAAAGCCACAGAUCCCACCGGACAUCCUCUGCAAGCGAGGGAGAGAGUCCGACAGAGGACGAGGUUCACUAUCAGCACAUACAAGGAGUUAAUGGUAGCUGCACUGGCAUUUAGGAAUAAAUAUGCAAGUCGACCAUAUUUGCCAGAGGAACUCAUCCCUGCUGAACACAAGAAGUCUUUUUGCAGCAUUGACUCCGACAUAAUGUGGCCUGAGUUUUCUUCCUGUGAAGCUGAGCUUGGGCCCGGAGGUGAGACCAUCAUCAGGUCUGAGGACGGGCAAGCUGCGCUGAUGCUGUCGGCCUCUGGUGAAGAAUUCUCCAUCGAAUUCCCAUGCAGGCUCAGCCAGACGCAGAAUCGUCAGCGCAGUGUGGAGUGUUUCAGCAGAGAUCCUGAUGGCAGGCCGGGUAGGCAGCAGCAUCCAGGAGAGAUGUACCAAUCCACCGCAGUGGUCCAGCAUCACUCCUGCUUUGCUUAUGCCCCCACGUGGUGCUACCCUCUGUCUUUAGCUUGCCACAACUGGAUGACUCGUGUCUGUAAACUUACAGAUGUUGGAGCAGAGGGCCUGUGCAAUUCUGCCCUGACAGACAAGAAAAUAAAUAUGUCUGACGCAUCUAGUGAAAAGAGAAGGUCUUGCCUACCUCAGGCGCUGGCUCUCACAUGUCCAUCCCCUCACAGGCACAGGUGGAAAAGUAAAGAUCAAGACCUUCCAACAGAGCUGAUGAAAGUGAUGUGGUGUCAAGGAGUCACCUACAGGAUACUGAGUGGAGCUGUGUCAGUAAUAGAGGUUUCCCCAGGAGAUGGAUCGGUGAUUCGGUCUAACGGCGUCCUUAACACUUAUUUUAGCCAUCACCGACCCGAGCUCCAUUCAGGGCAGGUGAAAGAGAUAUCAUAUCAUUUGAAUAGCCUUCCACCAGAUGGAGUUGGACAGGCCUACUCCAUAUGCUCUAUUGUGAAUCGAGCAAACAGGAUCCUCACUUGCUAUGACCAAGCCAAGCAAUCACUGAAUCUCCCUGCCACACCCAGCUGCUUGCAAGAGGCCAAAGAAGGCAGAGGUUUCUCUAAACCAUCAAUGCUUGAAGAAAAUCUUUCCAGUCCUGCACCUGGCGAGCAUCACAUGAACCUCACACACAGAAUAGAACACCGGUCAGAUCUUGUAGCAGCAGAACUGGAGAAGAUAAAACGCUUUAACUUUCUUCUGGAGAACAGCCAACUGCAAAGAAGUGAGAGAGGAUGUGUGGAGCAGAGAGGUCGUUCUGAAGUUGAGGAGACUAAUGAAUCGGUGAACGAGAGCUCCAUUGCUGAAGCUCUUCGGAGGACAUCCAAAGCCAUACAGGACAUCGAUUCUCUCGUGUCUGCAGCCACAUCAACUUGAAAGAGUCGAAGAGAAAAGUAGAAGAAACCCCUGCGUUGGAGCUUCAAAUGUACAAGCACAGAAGCCAACAACAUAUAAACAUGUCUUUAUGCUUUCCCGUUGUUAAUGCUUUUGUCACCAAUCAGUCACUUCCUUUACAGCAUCAGAAAUUAUAACUUGCAAUGAUGUAAAAUCACUUGAGCACUUUAUAUUUCUACUUCCUACACCAAUAACCAGGUCUGUCUGUAAGUGGUAAUUAAUUAAAAAUUGAUUUGUUUUUCCCAA